GCGCGAUGUAGUCAGUCGUCACGGACCCGGAAGUGACGUGUCGUGCAACAUCAGCAGUACCAGCAACAACAGCAGUCGAAAUGAAGCUGGACUCAAACGAUGAUGACGAUGUGGCUUUAUUUGAUGCAGAGGAAGAUUCAGCCGCAAGAAAGAACAAAAUCAGGCAUCCGGUGGCUUCAUUCUUCCAUCUGUUCUUCCGGGUCACUGCCAUCCUGGUCUACCUGCUGUGUGGUUCAGUCGGUGGAUCCUUCAUCGCCUGUAUGGUCACCAUCAUCCUCCUCCUGUCAUGUGACUUCUGGACUGUGAAGAAUAUAACCGGCCGUCUGAUGGUGGGUUUGCGCUGGUGGAAUCAAGUGGAUGAUGAUGGAAAAAACCAUUGGGUGUUUGAGUCCAGAAAGGCCGGUGGGAAUCAGUCUUCAGCAUCCCGCUCCUCAAACGCAGAGUCUCGUAUCUUCUGGCUGGGUCUGAUCAUCUGUCCCGUCGUCUGGGUCAUCUUUGCUUUCUUUACGCUCGUCUCCUUUAAGAUCAAAUGGCUGGCCGUGGUGAUUUUGGGAGUGGUGUUACAGGGAGCCAAUCUCUACGGAUAUGUGCGCUGUAAAGUAGGAGCCCGAACAAACCUGAAGAACAUGGCCACAAAUUACUUUGGACGACAAUUUCUAAAACAGGCUUUCACAAAACAAGAGGAGUCUUAGGAAGGAGUGUCUGACCUUCAGAGUUCUCACUAUUUCCAUUGAUGAAUUUUUAAUGUUAUAUAUUUUUAAGACUGAUUAAAAUGAAGGGCAGUGGUUGCUUUAGAAAUGGUUACUGAUUUUUUUUUGUUUUUUUUUUUGUCAACCACAACCUGUUAAAUAAUGUGCUUGACAUUUAAAAUACCUUUAACUUCUUUAUAGUUUUUGUUUGAUAUCUAACUAAUUUAAAGUGUUCAGAGUAUGUUUUGUUAUAUAAUAUUGCAUGACAUCAUGCAUUAUGCUUCUGUUUUGCAGACAGUGACAAAAACAGAUGUACAUAUUUAUAUGCUGCUGUAAAUUACUGUAUACUUUCUGUAGUUGAUUGAUUGAUUGAUUUAUUGAUUGUUCAGUGAAUUUAGGAAAUGAAUGGAGUUUUGUGUACAACUAGAGCCACCCUGAGUCUCUGGCCAGUGAAGUCACCCACAAACACCACAUCAUUAAAACUUGUCAAAAUCAAAGUGGCUUCUAAUACCAUUAGAAAUUCCUCUUCACUUUAAAUUUUAAAUCAGUUUCUUCUUCUUCAUUUUUGUCUUUUUUUUUGUAUGACAUGUUAAUGUCCCCUAUAAAUAUGAAUAAAAUU
This is a messenger RNA of Sinocyclocheilus anshuiensis, 1308 nucleotides long. RefSeq names its product Golgi apparatus membrane protein TVP23 homolog B-like. Gene Ontology annotation, cellular component: Golgi membrane. The transcript is spliced from 7 exons. Bases 81 to 692 code for a protein of 203 amino acids. The record is from RefSeq and is a predicted model, not a curated record. Gene Ontology annotation, biological process: protein secretion; vesicle-mediated transport. NCBI's taxonomy places the organism in Eukaryota, Metazoa, Chordata, Actinopteri, Cypriniformes, Cyprinidae.